Acaromyces ingoldii is the source of this 2210-nucleotide messenger RNA. RefSeq lists its product as hypothetical. The record is from RefSeq and is a predicted model, not a curated record. Bases 81 to 2072 code for a protein of 663 amino acids. The transcript is spliced from 3 exons. Gene Ontology annotation, molecular function: DNA-binding transcription factor activity. Gene Ontology annotation, biological process: regulation of DNA-templated transcription. Lineage: Eukaryota; Fungi; Basidiomycota; Exobasidiomycetes; Exobasidiales; Cryptobasidiaceae.
ACUAUCGCCAGCGAGGGUCGACUGUUGUGAGAAAAAGCAGCGGACACAGCGGCAGCAGCAGCAGCAGCAGCAGCAGCAGCAUGGCGCCGCCGCUCCGGGCCCGACCGGCGCCCAUCGACCGCUUCACGGAUGCAUCCGCGUCUGCCAUCACCUCGGGCUUCUCGGCCGCCAUGGCACUGGGCCCACAGCCAAAGGCGGGGCCCAGCGAAUUCUCUGCCGCCUCGUCGACCGAGGGCGUCGAAUGGCUCCGGGACCUGCAGAGCGUCUCGGGCUUUGGAGGCACGGGCACGCCGGCCGACGAUGACGACGACGACGACGACGACGAGAGCGAGGGCGAGGGGUCCAAUGCUGCUGCUGCUGCUGCUGCUGCGGGGUCCAAGAGGAAGGGCGCCAAGAGGAGGACACUAGGUGGUGGUGGCAGCGGCAACAACAAGAAGAAAAGUAGCAGCAGCGGCGGUGGUGGUGGCGGUGGCGAGGAGGAGGACCAGGCGGCGGCGCGAAAGGCGCAGAACCGCAUUGCGCAGCGCGAGUUCCGCCAGCGCAAGCAGCAGUACAUCCGAGCGCUCGAGGCGCGUGUCGAGCUGCUGUCCAGCGACCACGACACCCAGGUCGACCGGCUACGCUAUGCGCUGCGAGGUCUUUUAGCUGAGAACAACCAGCUGCGGGCAUUUGUCAACAACCUUGCGUCGUUCAUUGGUCAGGCUGGCCUGGGCGGGCCGCUGCAGCGCGCAGGCAUGUCGCGGGAGGAGCUCCAGUCGAUCAUCUUUGGCUCGAGCGAAAAGACCAUGACGGAGUCGUGGCAGAACUGGCCGGGUGCAAAGGAGUGCGAGGCGCUGCGCAACAUUCGCAUGGAGUCGAACCUGCCCCCCGAGGGCCUGCCCGAGAGCCUUCCGCCCAAUGCGGCCACGACGGCAGCCAACAAGGCCCGCGCAGCAGAGUCUGCCGCCGCCGCCUCCUCCGCUGCUGCUGCCAAGGAUGACGACAGUGGCAGCCCCGGGAGCAACAAGAGGAAGUCGAGCAUCGACGAAGGGCCAAAGAAGCGCGGCCGGAAACCAAAACAGGCACAGGCACUCUCUUCCUCGUCGCCCUCGACGACGGACCAGACGCGGUCGCUGCCGUCGGCCUCGUCGCCAGCGGAGCAGAAUCAAGGCGAGCAGCCACAGCGACAACAGCAGCAACAGCAGCAGCAUUUACAGCAGCAGCAACUGCUCCAGCAACAGCAACAGAUGGUCGCAUUCAUGCAGCAGCAGCAGCAACAGGCCCCGCCCGAGCAGCCCUACAUGCAGGUGCUUGCCCAGCAGCUCGUGCGCGAUCCCCAGGUAUUCUCGCAGUACUUUGCAGCAGGCCCAGACUCGCUCAACCUCACCAAUGCCAAUGGCGCCCUCGCCUCGGCCUCUCCGUCACUCGAUGGCCCCGCAGGCCAGGACUCGAGCGCGCUGCUGGCCAGCCUGUUUGGCGUGCAGCCCAUGAUGCCCUUUUCCAAUGGCUCACCACCUUUUACCACGACGCCGGCCAAGACGACGACUCGGCAGGGCGAGCCCGACGAGGUGCGCAGGCUCCGCGCACUGGGACUGCGCGUCCUGGCCUCGCGAAAGGAGAAGCGCAAGGAGCGUGGCGAGCCAAACGAGGAGGCCGCAGCAAAGGCAGACGAGUCUGCGCUCGACCGACAGCAGCAGAUUGUCAUGCAGCUGGCCUACCACAUGGCCAACUACCGCCGGCAGCCGUCGUACGAGCUGCCGUCGAUGCUGAAGCCGUCGGAGAUCCAGCAGACGCGGCCCCACGACCCUUUACUGGACAUUAUGCCCUUUGUUGGGCUACGGCAGAACUGCAUCGCACACCAGGAUCGCCUUGACAUUGACGAGAUGAUCACUGUGCUGCUCGACAAUGUGCAGGUGCACGAGGGCGACGCCAUGGAUCUCGCCGCAUGGGAGAUUGAGCCCGGCUUUCUGUUUGCCUAUCCCUCCCUGAUUGACAGCCAGACGCUCGAGAGCUGCAACCGGUGGCGGCGAUCGCGCGGUCAGCGGGACCUCACAUUUGAGUGCCUGACGAUGGGCCGCCCUUCUGAUGCAUGAGUUGGCGAAACCUGGGCCAGUCAAAUGCCCCCUUUCGAUGCUUCUUAUCUCUACUUGUCACGCCCAUGUACUACUGUCUCGAUGUGAUAUCAUUCAUCAUGUGUCAUUGCCGCGCCAGAUUGCCAGAGGGGCGCAGCC